CGGACUCUCCCUCGGCCUGUCCACUGUAAUGGCCAAGGGAACAGCAUGGCUCUUGCCUCGAAUUGUAGGCACUUGCCGCUUCGACACUUAUCCUCAUGGUGAUUAUUGUCCAUGGACGUGGUGUGGACCCUCGCGCUUAGCCAUUGGCCUUCAAGUCCAGCAAGUGACGGGCGCCUCACUCCACAGGACCAAUCCAACACCAUCUAAAACACCAAACCUCACUCUUGAACACAUCUGCGACCUUGGAACCGCAACAUUUAUGUCGUCUGCUUUAGCGCGCACCGUGACAUGCUCGCCAACCAUCAUCAGCUGUAACAGCUCCUUCGCGUUUACGAGCUUCUCUUCCGUUUGUUCUGUUGGUUUCCCCUUCCAAUUCUGAAUAUGUGUUAAGGCAUACUGAUUGAUAGUCAAAUGGGCCAGCAGCAGCAACCGCAACAGCCGCAGCAGCAGCGACAUCACGAAAAUGCCCAACCCAGUCAGAAGCUAAAGACCGGCUGGCCAGAGGGUGCUAGUCAUUACGAGGUGUUAGGAGUGCCCUUCGGCGCUAGCCAGGAGGAGAUACGAGUGGCCUACCGCACCGCCGCUCGGCUGCUUCACCCCGACAAGGGCGGCAGUGCGGCCGCCUUCUCCCGCCUGCAGGCCGCAUGGGAGGUGCUGCGGCGGCCGGACAGCCGGGCGGUGUACGACAGGUGUUCGUACGACUACCGACAGCAG
Messenger RNA from Astrephomene gubernaculifera, 714 nucleotides. NCBI's taxonomy places the organism in Eukaryota, Viridiplantae, Chlorophyta, Chlorophyceae, Chlamydomonadales, Astrephomenaceae. The record is from the annotation of a GenBank genome assembly.